Molecule: messenger RNA, 2850 nt
Organism: Daphnia pulicaria
Lineage: Eukaryota; Metazoa; Arthropoda; Branchiopoda; Diplostraca; Daphniidae
Product: histone H2A deubiquitinase MYSM1-like
Exons: 11
Coding region: 90-2693 (867 amino acids)
Biological process (GO): double-strand break repair
Cellular component (GO): BRCA1-A complex; BRISC complex
Molecular function (GO): polyubiquitin modification-dependent protein binding; metallopeptidase activity
Source: RefSeq, a predicted model, not a curated record
CCCCAACACGUCGUCUGCAGCAAAUUGGCAUAUAAUUAAUUAGUGAUAGAGGCAUCAAGCUUGUUGUGAAAACACAUUUGUUAAGAAAAAUGGAAGACGACGAUGAAGUUGAUGUUCUAGGGGAUUUCUGUCUAAAUCUUGAGACGGAUUUGAACCAAUACGAUGCCGGGGAGUUUCCUACACAGAAUUCGGAAUUAUUGGGCGAUUACAUGCAACAUCCUUGGCUUCUUGAAAGUUCACAAGUUUGGAAUAUGCCAAUGAUGGAUCAUGCCAAUGAAGAUAAGAACAAAACACUUAAUUGGGAGAAUAUGCUCCAUGAAGAAAAAAAACACUUUUCAAACAGUUUACCCAUGGCGAACCCUCCAUCAACCACCACAUCUGCUGUAGUUGCUUCAAAAGUGAGUCCUAUAUGGACUAAAGAUGAUGUUGCAUCUCUUCGAAAAGGAAUUGGUCUCCACAAUCAAAAUUGGAGCAAGGUUGCUAGAGCAGUUGGAACCAAGACUACUCUUCAAGUGAAAAGUUACAUUAAAUCACAUCCAGAACUUAUUACAAGUUCAUCAGUUCACAUUUCCAAUACCCCAUCACCUCCUCAGUUCAUCAAUGAAGUGGAAGUUACAAACGAAGAACCAACCUUUCACUUUUCUAUGGGUGAUAUUGUUUAUGAAGCAGAAGUUCCUGCUGUAUCCACAGAAGAAGUAAUUGCUAGUGUGGCACCUACCAAGUGGGACUUGACUCCGAAAAAAAAUAGCAAAAAGACGAACCGUUCAAAACCAAAAUCUCCUACAAAAGAAAUAAGGCGGGUAAAAAAUCCACUCUUAGUAAAGAAAGCGCCUGGAAGACCUAGGAAAAUUUCAAAAGACUUAUCCAUCCCCCAAUUAACAAAUUGUAAUAUAAUAAUUGAUGAUGCCACACUUACAAAGAAACCGGUUCCCAUUCUUCAAGGAGAAAUUAUUCGUUUACAAAGAACAAGUGAACUAGUAGAUUCUAGCGAUUCCGAAGUUGAUAUUGAUUGCAGUGACGAUGAAGAGGAACGUACAGCCAACAAACCUCAAACCAUUUUAAAAGAAACCCUAAAAUUACAGUCUUCUUCUGAUGAUUCUUCUGUUCCAAUUAAAAACGAAAUUCAAGAAGCUGAAAUCAUAGAAACUCUGGCACUACCACAGCCGUCUGAGCCAUCAACAAAAUACGCACAAGAAGAUAAAAGUGAAUGUGAAUCUUCUGAGACUGAUUCCAAGAACCCAGAUGUUGGAUUAAUGGACGCUGAACCCCCGCAGCCCGUCUUCACGUUUCCAGCUCCCCUAGAAGAGCGAACCGUUGCAUUUACUAUUAUCACAGAUGAGGAAAAGACGAUUCAUUGGGAUUUCUUCGAGGGUCGUCCCAGUAAAACACCAGAAAGGUACAUGAAGAUUCGUAACAGCAUUGUUCAAGAGUGGCGCAGAGUAAAACCCCGUUACCUCACAAAAACAUCCGUUCGUCCUUCCCUCAAAAACUGCGGAGAUGUUAACUGUAUCAGCCGAGUGCACGCUUACUUGGAGUUGACAGGGGCCAUAAACUUUGGAUGUGAUCAGGUACAAUACAACCGUCCGUUGCCACCAGUGCCCUGCCAUCGAGAGAGAAUGGCGAACAGCAGUACUCAUUUUGUGAACAACCUUCCUCUCAUUUCCGGACUACCAGCAAGGGUCAGGAAGAAGAGACCCCAUCAUGAAAAUGGAGACGAGAAUGGCGGGUACACAAUUAGCCACGACGGCUCUCAAGGGAGCUCAUUCAUUUCGAAUUCAGGAUCUACUAGUCCACAAAAACAAAAACCGAAAAAAAGAACAAAACCACAACUUGAGGAGAAAUCUCCUUUUCAGUUAGUUCCAUGUCUAAAUUUUGGUGGCGAGAAAGAGGCACCUUUCAGCGUACAACUUUCGGUGGAAGCGCUUGUAGUUAUUGACCUCCAUUCUCAUACUUGCACAACAGAAAUUAUUGGCUUACUUGGAGGCCACAUCUAUCCGGGAUCAGAUAAGUCUCCGGCUACGUUAUCCAUCGAAGCCGCUCAACCGUGUCGAAGUCAGGCAACUAACCAUCAAUGUGAAAUGUGUCCUAUUUCACAAACAGAAGGCAGUGAGGAGUUACGAUCGCGCGGUCUUGAAAUUGUAGGCUGGUAUCACUCUCAUCCGACAUUCCCUGCUCUCCCUUCUUUACGCGAUUUAAAUACUCAGAACGAAUUCCAGCAAUGGUUUUCCCGGCAAGAUGCACCUUUCGUCGGCCUAAUUGUUAACCCCUUUUCUUCUUCUGGGAUCAAAACAUCCAUGUCUCUCAAAUCAACAAUUCGAUGCAUCACCGUUCAUGACGAUUUACCGUAUAAGCAUGAGCUACCGGUAUUCGAUUGCGGGGCAAAUGAAUUGAACAAAGUCCGAAUAACGCUUGAUGUUUUGGAGACAAACCUAGAUGUGUGUCCAACUUUGGUUCCCCUGAACAGCAAGUAUCCUUACCUUCCAACGCGCUCUGAAGACGGGAUUUUGAAUUACGCCAAAAAAGCUCUGUCUAGUAUAAGAGCACACUUGGAGAACGUAGUUACAGGGUCACUUAUGAAUGACAUCGAGGAACUAGCUGAAGGAUUCCUGAAUCGAUUAAUAGCACGUCAUGCCAGUCGUGUAAUCGUCUCCCCUGUUUUUACGAGUACCCUACCUUGCAGCGACUCCAAUUAAUUUAUCAGUACAGGUUUACUGAUUAUGAUUGAAUCAAAUCACCCUCCUCUUAUGAGAAAGACCACGCUCACAUGUACAUAUAGCAUGAAUUUUAAUCCGGGCGACUUCUUGUUGUGUUUUCUUUGUUCUGAACUUUAAUAAAUCAGACACACUUUCA